Molecule: messenger RNA, 1980 nt
Organism: Cadophora gregata
Lineage: Eukaryota; Fungi; Ascomycota; Leotiomycetes; Helotiales; Ploettnerulaceae
Exons: 3
Coding region: 50-1396 (448 amino acids)
Biological process (GO): endoplasmic reticulum calcium ion homeostasis
Cellular component (GO): endoplasmic reticulum
Molecular function (GO): calcium ion binding
Source: RefSeq, a predicted model, not a curated record
CUUCUUCCUCACACGACAACCUUCAAUUGAAUCGUGCACUCCCCACAAGAUGGCAGGCCUCUUCCAAGCUUUCCUCGGAGGCUCCAAGCCAUCUGCAUCCCCAAUCCCAGCUGGCGAUAAUGACUUCGCCGACUUUGCUGGAGCUCCAGAGCCAACACCUGCUGCUUACUCCGCUGCCUCUUCAGCCAGCUUCAUGGGUACCGGUGCAGCUCCUACAGGCGCAGCUGUCCCUUACACCAAAUGGUACAACAUCCACGAGCGUCACUCCCUGAGCGACUUCAAGCAAGAGGCUGUGAUCAUUGCUAUGAUUGCUGUGAUUGUUACGAUACACAUGGUUGGUACAGGCGCGAACCGAAGAAAGGCUAAGGCUUGGAUUACCGCGCAUGCAUCAGUUCUACAAAAGGAGUUUGCGCUGGUCGGAUUUGGUGGCCGAAAGGCUCCAACCGUAGACGAGGUCGAAACUGAAGGCUUGGCUAAGGCUACAACCCUCGAGCUCCCAGAAGAGCUAUUGAAGGAGAAGGCUCCCAACGAGUUCUCGACAUAUGCGACUGGCAGACAGAAUGUUGCAUUCGUCGAUGUCAACCUUACUCUCUACAAGCGAUACAGCCCAAUCACCAUGCUCUUUGAGUUCAUCUUCAGCUUGUUCUUCGAGAGCUUGGACGCACCUGGCGAGAAGAUGGAGGCUGUCCUCUACCCCUUCGAUGGGCGUGAGGCUCUCACUGUCCCUGGCCAGGUCCCUGGAGCUCACGAGUUGCGCAAGGAUACCAAGAGCAGCUAUGAUGGUUUCGUCUGGGCUAUUGUGAACAAGGAGACUAUGAAGGGACUUCGCGAAUCAAGAUAUGAUGUCUCAAUCACUACUACCAAGGACAGCGCAAAGCUUCCCGCAUGGGCUACCGUCAUGAGCGAGAGCGCAGAAAUCACCGAUUUCCUUCUCACUCCUGAGCUCAUCAAGGCUGUUGAAGAUGCCGGGGAGUAUCUGAACCACUUGAUCAUCACUGACCAGCCAGUUGAUCAACCAUUGACACUCGAGGACACCACCCCAAAGAAGCGAAUCUACCUAUCCAUCCGAACUCCCUCUUCCGGUGAUUAUUCCAGCGUCCUACCGCUCUUCCAAUACUUCAUCCGCGUCGCCGACAUCCUUGUCCAAUCUGCCCACUUCCGUCCUGAAGUCCUGCGCAAGGUCCGCACCACUCGCGAAGAUACCAUCCGCAAGCUCCAAAAGGCUGGUGAAGACGAGAAGGCUGAAGAGCGAAAUCUCGAGCGCGAAAAGGCCAAGAAAUUGAAGCGUGAUCUCGAGCUCAAGGCUCUGGAUGCCAAGGGACAGAAGAAGUACCUGGAGAAGGAGCGCGAGAAAGAGAUGCGAAAGAACCAGAAGAGACAGACCCAAAAGGCUUAAGUGUCUGAUGGUGGAUCGAUUGUGGAUCUCGUGGUAAUAUUGUGUCGGGUAUUGUGUAUGGUAUAAUGAUUGGCGGUAUAAAAAGUCUUGCAUCGCGGACGGCAUUGUUGACGAUCUUGGUGUAUAUUAUUUGGACCUCCUUCUUGUAUCCUGUACUAGCACAUACUACGAUGACAAGUUUCCUUUCAUCCUCACUGUACCCCUAAGACCAGGCCGUUCCUGCUGAGGUGAAUGUAGUGGCCCACGCAUCCAAGUGGGAGAAUGCCAGUGAGGAUACAUCACUCAAGACUAUGCCUUAGCCAGACGCUUCUCCGUACAUAUGAUUAGUGACCAAGAAAGCCAAAGUCGGUUUUCAAGCAUCAUAGUAUUGAAAUCGCAUAUUUUGAAAUGCUUGAACAGUGUUGGUCUCUCCCAGCGCAAGACAUCAAUACACAAUUUCCCAUCCAUACUCUUUCAGAUGGCUUGCCACAGUAGGUAAAACGUAAAUUUUUAAUCAUCAACUUUUCGCAGCCUCAUUCGUAAACUCCCAGUAGUAUCACCGCAUUACUCGUCAAGUCGUACAGUCGUCCCUCCCUCCCCUCUUU